UUGCUAUUGACAAUCUUUAUUAUUAUAGCUAAUAGCUAGCGAAUAUAGUAGAAACGCCCCCGGUUGUUGGCCUUUUUUAAUGGUGAAUGAAACAACAAGCCCAAAGCGAAAAAACCAGCGGAAGUGAGCGAUCGAGUUAACGGUGUGAAACAGAUUUCUGACUUAUUUGGCCAACUUUCGGCAAGGUCAAUGUCGGGUGCGAUCGUCUGCAGACUGGGCCAAAAAACAACACGGUCUCGAAACUGGGCGUGAAAGCCGCGUGGCGCCAACCAGUUGAUGACGUUCUGGCCAAAAUUUGCAAAGUUCCGCUCGGUCUGCGAUCAUUAUUUGAAGGUGCCGAAGGUCUUCUGUCUUCAGUUGCUAAUCUGCAUUCGACGGUUACGGUUAUGUUUCUACCCGCGCGUUUGGCUCUUUUGAGCCUUCUUUUUUUGAUGGUCUCUGGGCAGAGAAGUAAAGCCAGAGAUAGCCGACCGCAGGGCAGGACUCUGGGUCUAUUGACGCCUCUUUUACUGGGAGGUGGUAGACCACUCUUCGAUGUUCCCCUUGCUGUAGGACCACCCAUAAGACCUGGUGGAUCAUCUGGCGGUGGUGGCACCCAAUCGGAUUCUGUGGACUCCUACUACGGCGGUGGUUAUCCUAGCUAUGGAUACAGGCCCAACUAUGGAUAUGGGUAUCCCAGUUACAGCUAUAACUAUGGAUAUCCUGGAUUGGGUUACGGUUAUGGCACCUACUACAGACCCAGCUACUACAACUAUGGUGGAUACCAGAGACCGCAGCCAUAUUAUGGAUACAGACCGAAUUAUAGUUCCAUUGGAGCUGCUGCAUCUUCUGGUUAUCCCUCGAAUGGAGGCUAUGCUAGUACAGCUAGCAUCUCAAGCUCUCCCUCCUCCAAUCCCACAACGUCGGGAGUUGCAGUGGGAGCAGGAGCAGUAUCUGGAACUGGUACACCACAGCUUUCCACCGCCCAACAAUCCCAGUUAGCCGGUAUUUUGGGCCAGGCUCUCGGCAGUAGUCUGCGCCCCCUGCUCGCGAAUGGGGGCGGGGCAGCUGGAGCCUCAGGUGCCGGAGCAAAUCCACAAGCCCUAAGCGGUCUACUCAGUUUGCUCGGCUAGGACUUAAGUCCAUCAGUAUUAUAAAUAUUCAUAAAUAUAUUUUUAAGUCAUCGAAAUUUCUUUUAUGGUUAUUACUACUCGAAAAAUUCGAAAAAGUAAGGCAAUCAAAUUCAGAAUUAAUCUACAUUAAUACAUUCAUUACUUUGGUUGUAUUAUCUAUUUUUAUAAUCAUUGCGAAGUUACUCUUGCCAGAAGUAAAAUCAAAUAUUUAAAAAUCAAAGUUAUAAAAGA
Molecule: messenger RNA, 1343 nt
Organism: Drosophila suzukii
Lineage: Eukaryota; Metazoa; Arthropoda; Insecta; Diptera; Drosophilidae
Source: RefSeq, a predicted model, not a curated record